This is a messenger RNA of Phanerochaete carnosa HHB-10118-sp, 474 nucleotides long. RefSeq lists its product as uncharacterized. Lineage: Eukaryota; Fungi; Basidiomycota; Agaricomycetes; Polyporales; Phanerochaetaceae. The transcript is spliced from 3 exons. The annotation marks the transcript as partial. The record is from RefSeq and is a predicted model, not a curated record.
GGCCUCGUCAUAUAUGAGUUUCUGAUUACCAUCGGUGACGAGAUCAAGAUUGUGUGGAGGAGGCCAAUUACUGCACGUGCCGUCCUCCUUGGCUCGGUACGAUGGUGUAUGCUCCUCUCAGCCGUCCUGGAUCUUGCGCCGGAAACUGCGAAUGUGAGCCUUAGAAAAUUCUCUGAUUUAUACAUGCCAGUCUUCUCUGCCGCGCGCGUCUUCGCAAUCUGGAAUAGGAGCUAUGUCUGGUCGCUGGUGGUGUUAACGCUAAACAUGACGCCGUUGGCGACGAAUCUAGUGCUCGUGUACAUCACACGUGGCUCACUCAUCCUCGCCGACGCUAUCGUGCUCGUUCUAACAUGGAUUAAGACAUUUGGACACUGGAAGAGUGCCCGCCGACUCAGCAUGAGAGUUUCACUGACGACGUGUCUGUUGCGCGAUGGUCAGCAGUCCUUAGAGUAUCUUCACAUUUUCCGUUGCUGA